Molecule: messenger RNA, 1606 nt
Organism: Orcinus orca (killer whale)
Lineage: Eukaryota; Metazoa; Chordata; Mammalia; Artiodactyla; Delphinidae
Gene: PRR22
Product: proline rich 22
Exons: 3
Coding region: 150-1589 (479 amino acids)
Source: RefSeq, a predicted model, not a curated record
CGCAAACAAACCACCAUAGCUCAUGAGAUGGGGCCUUGGCCUGUGUGGGUGUGGAUCAGGGCGGGCUGCCUGGAGGAAGGGGCCUCGGAGCUGUCAGGCAGGCAUUGCUGGCAGAGGCGGAAGGCGGCAGACCAGGCCCAGUGUCCACCAUGCUCUCUGUGACGCCCAUCUCUGGUUGCCUUGGUUUCCCCAUCUGCCCCUGCCCACCGCCCCCUCCCCCCAUUACCCGGAACCCUGACCAGUGGGUGGGCCACAGCCUGGAAUCCGCUGCCUGGAGUAACCGGAGAAACAGAACUCCGCAGGACUCUGUGCCUCCGCUCUGGGUGGGCUACCUGUGCUCCCACUUGCUACCCUCCUGGCCUGCGCAGCCAGGCCCCCGCCUCCCCAUGCAGCACCCCAAACACUUCUACGCACCCGCCGCUCCCCAAGAAGGCUUCAGUCCCCAGAGCCUGGACGCCACCGAAGGGCCCGGCAGCCAGCCUGCUUCUGCCUGCACAGAGCCUCUUCCCGUUGUGGGUUCCUCCAACGUCUGUCACCCCCCAAACCUGGAGAAAGAGGUGUUUCCAGCUCCUCCAGCAGGUUUCCAGAUGGCUCCCUGCGGCUGCUUCUUUGACCCCCGCGUCUACCGAAUCGAGUGGACCACCACCGACUUCGGCCAGUCGUCCCUGUACAAGCUGGCGGCCAGGGGCCCCGCCUCGCCAGGCACCUACUUCCUGGACGCACAGCACUGCCUCAGGGCCCCGGUGCCGCCCCCACUGUUACCCCACUACCAGCCGCCCCCUGCGGGGCCCCGGUACCGCAUGCCCUGCUUCCCGCCCGAGGGGCCCGGGCCCGAGGCCCUGGGCUUCGUAGGGGACGGAGUGCCCCCCGCCUUGGUCAAGCAAGGCCUGGCGCCCCUGCUGCCCCCCAAGGAGAGCGAGCUGCCCCCGCUGCUCAUCACGCUGCCCGCCGAGGCCACGCUGCCCCCUGGCGCCUAUGGCCCUCUCAGGGGCCGCUUGACCCAGCUGGAUGGGCCCGGCGAGCCCCUGACCUUCACCUUCAAGGAGCCGCCCCCUGGCGCCGGGCCCGGCCUGCUGUACCCGCCGGGCCCCACCGAGCCCAAGGCAGCCCCGCUGGGGCCAGGCGAGGCCAGGACCCCUGAGGUGGCCAGGGCCUUCACGCCGCCCAAGAAGGUGAUGCUCGAGGAUGCGAUGAAGCUCUUUGACUGCCUGCCGGGCGGCCCCGAGCCCGCUGGGGCCCCAUGCAAGUCCCCUGGGCCUGCCCUGCCCAACAGCGGGGGCAGUGGGAACGACUCGUUCAGUGACAUCCGCUCAUUGCACCUGCCCGACGAGCUGCUGUCCUCGGACUACAGCGUGCCCGAGGUCCUGGAUAUUGUGUCCGACAUGGACUUCUUUUACAACUUAAAGGCGCUGGACGAGGAGCCGCCGCCCUGCCCGGGGGUGCCCCCCACCGCCAAGCCCGGCAAGAGGAAGGCCGGCAACCCGACUGCCAGGAAGGGGAGGCAGGGCAGCAAGGGCAAGCAGGCUGUGGUCCCCACCAGCGCCACCCCAUUGGGGCCCAGGCAGGACCUGGGAGCCGCCCCGCAUUAAAGCGGAUUUGAGCUGUU